AUGAGACUGACAAGAAAGAGAGGAGUCAAACAUAACACCAAGAUUUUUGAUGAUACAAGAUGGUGUGAUGAGAGUACCAGUGAUAUUGCAGUGUAUCUCACGGCGCGUGUCUCUUCUGUUCUCAGUCUAGCGCUGCAUCCGGAUAAGAUCCAGGUGGCCACAGGUCAGGUUGGGAAGGAUCCGUAUAUCUGCGUGUGGGACUCGUACGCGCUGACCACCGUGUCCAUCCUCAGAGACGUUCACACGCACGGUGUGGCCUGUCUGGCUUUCGACGCCGAUGGCCAGCGUUUAGCGUCCGUGGGACUUGAUGCCAAAAACACGGUGUGCGUGUGGGACUGGAAAAAGGGGCGUGUCUUAGCCACCGCCACGGGACAUUCUGACAGGAUCUUUGAUAUUUCCUGGGACCCGUUUGUGCCGCACAGACUGGUGAGCUGCGGAGUCAAGCACAUUAAAUUUUGGACAUUAUGUGGAAAUGCAUUGACACCAAAACGAGGGAUCUUUGGAAAGACGGGGGACCUGCAAACCAUCCUCUGCUUGGCGACGGCGAAAGAUGAAGUGACGUAUUCUGGAGCUCUAAAUGGAGACAUUUACGUGUGGAAGGGGCUCAACCUGACGAGAACGAUACAGGCGGCGCAUGGAGCAGGGAUCUUCAGCAUGCAUUCAUGUGAAGAAGGCUUCGCCACCGGUGGGCGGGACGGAUGUGUGAGGCUGUGGGACGUGGAUUUCAAACCCAUCACCAAGAUUGACCUCCGGGAGGCAGAACAGGGUUAUAAAGGUAAAGCAUUACAGCGGGCCUUUUUCUUGCCCUUUUGA
Molecule: messenger RNA, 813 nt
Organism: Sinocyclocheilus grahami
Lineage: Eukaryota; Metazoa; Chordata; Actinopteri; Cypriniformes; Cyprinidae
Product: echinoderm microtubule-associated protein-like 6
Exons: 6
Coding region: 1-813 (270 amino acids)
Molecular function (GO): microtubule binding
Source: RefSeq, a predicted model, not a curated record